AUGAAAGCACAAAACCCCAUGUAUCCCAACUUCAUGGAUAAGAAUAAUGGAAGUUUUAACGUUUUCAAUACUACACUUGAUAAUCUGUAUAAAAAGCUACGAAGUGAAGGAAUAGGGUCAGCAUCAAAGCACACAGAAGGUAUCUCUAAAGAAGAAGAAGAUCAACUCUGGAGUUCUGGUGUGCUGAAUACAACAAUACCAUUAGGGUUGCUACGAGCUGUCUUCUUUUACAAUGGCAAAUGUUUCUGUCUUCGGGGUGGUCAGGAACAUAGGGAUUUAAAGUUAUCACAAUUAAAAAGAGAGACAGGACCUGAUCGGUACAUUUAUACGGAGAAUUCGUCUAAAAAUCGUAAAGGGGGUCUUCGAGAAUUGAGAUUGGAACAUAAAGCUGUUCCUGUGAUGGCAGAUCCAGAGGCAGGAGUGAGGUGUCAUGUAUAUUUGUUAGACCUCUACAUAAGGAAACUGCCAUCUGAGGCCAAUAUGAAAGAUUUGUUUUAUUGCCGCCUGUUACAAAAAACAUCGUCCGAGCUUCAACCAUGGUAUUCUGCUGUACCAAUAGGACGUAACAUGCUUAAUCAAAUGGUAGCGUUAAUGUGUGAGACUGCAGGGAUAUCUGGCAAAAAAAACUAA
Molecule: messenger RNA, 630 nt
Organism: Amphimedon queenslandica
Lineage: Eukaryota; Metazoa; Porifera; Demospongiae; Haplosclerida; Niphatidae
Exons: 1
Coding region: 1-630 (209 amino acids)
Source: RefSeq, a predicted model, not a curated record